Alternaria rosae is the source of this 1179-nucleotide messenger RNA. RefSeq lists its product as uncharacterized. NCBI's taxonomy places the organism in Eukaryota, Fungi, Ascomycota, Dothideomycetes, Pleosporales, Pleosporaceae. The transcript is spliced from 2 exons. The record is from RefSeq and is a predicted model, not a curated record. Bases 193 to 1179 code for a protein of 328 amino acids.
CGGGCUCUCUGCUUCAUUCGCAUUGCGAACAACAAGGCCUGUUGCGAACAGUACGUGAGUCAACGAAACGGCGUGAAUCAACUUCUACGUUUGACUGCAGUCGCCCCGGUACUCUCCUUCCCUCACAUGAAUGUACUUUUUUUCUACUAGUGGCCGCCUAGUAUCCUUGUACUAUUACCCCCUCCCGCCAAGAUGUCCACAUCACUUGACACGAUGGAAUCUAAGCUAUCUAAGCUAGAGGAUCCCCUAGACAAGUCCACGACACUCCGCGGUCAUAUCAGCAAGAUUACUCCCCACGGCACCAGUCACUGGACGAGUUGUUUCCGCGCUGACACCAUUUCUACACCGCAUCGACACAGUACCUUUACGCGCGCCCCAAGAGGGUUAAUAGGGCUACAAUACCUACCCAGCAAUGGCAGUCGGAAUGACAAUGCUACGGCUCAGCAUGAGAGUAGUAGAAAUCCAGAUGAGAAGAAUGAGAAAAGACUUGAAGAUUGCCAAGACUCAGAAAGACGGGGACAAAGUUACUUCAUCAAAAUAGCGCAGGGCAAGAACGGGAUGAGUAUGACGGAGGGAGAGUACAUAUCCGCCACUGAUAUGCAAAACGUAUCACCGCGGUUCUGUACUAGAUAUGUUGGCCGCGUGUCUUUUCGAGAAGAAGACGAAGAAGAAGCUUUCGACGACGAAUGCAAAUAUGGGGAUAGAGUUACAAGAGAAGAGAAGGUGCACUAUUGCAACGCCUCAGAGUUUGUAGCUAUGCGCUCACCGACCACCUCCGACAUUCAAAUUGUCAUCCACCAACUCGCCCUCUUCCACGCCAAAAGCGCGGAAAAAUGCUCAGUCCUUAAGUACUGCGGACGGCCUAAAGGAAUGUUCUUCGGUUACCACACCACGACACACAACGGCAAACUAGCACAGGACAAUAAGUGGACGACUAUAUGGGAAGAAUGCUUCACGCGCAACAUGAGGAGGAUGCUGGAAUAUGAUAAGAAGGAAGGCGGGGAGCGCUCGGUAGAAGCGGAAUACUUUUUUGAGACUUUUUUUCGACAAAGACACGCCAAGACUAUUGCUUCCUAUGGAGAUGUAUGGGCGGAAGGUCAAGCCAUCACUUAUCCAUGGAGAUUUGUGGGCUGGGAAUAUAGGGGUUGGAGAGGGGGGAGAGGUGGUGGUGGUGUUUGA